Messenger RNA from Oncorhynchus masou masou (cherry salmon), 5540 nucleotides. RefSeq names its product 5-demethoxyubiquinone hydroxylase, mitochondrial-like. Gene Ontology annotation, molecular function: 3-demethoxyubiquinol 3-hydroxylase activity. Bases 100 to 777 code for a protein of 225 amino acids. Gene Ontology annotation, cellular component: nucleus; mitochondrial inner membrane. The transcript has 6 exons. Gene Ontology annotation, biological process: ubiquinone biosynthetic process; regulation of reactive oxygen species metabolic process; regulation of gene expression. The record is from RefSeq and is a predicted model, not a curated record. NCBI's taxonomy places the organism in Eukaryota, Metazoa, Chordata, Actinopteri, Salmoniformes, Salmonidae.
GUUACGUCAUUUGACUGCGCCAUCUCCACAAGCAGGCACAUUUCAAUGACAACCUGCAUAUGUAACAUAUUAAUUACAGAAUAAUAGAGCCACAUAACAAUGCAACGAGCCGUUUUCGCACACAUUGCAUUGCAUGACUGGACGCAUGUUUUCAGUCCUUUGAGGAUACGACAAUGUUGUUUGAAGCACAGAGCACUACCAGUACAGCUCAAUUCUCGGGCAUACAGUGUGAUACCGCCCCCGCGCGACGACGCAGAGAAGGCUCUGCUGCACAGUAUGUUGCGGGUGGACCACGCAGGGGAAUACGGUGCCAACCGCAUCUACGCCGGCCAGAUGGCAGUGUUGGGAAGGUCACAGACAGGACCGCUUAUUCAGGAAAUGUGGGAUCAAGAGAAGAAGCAUCUUGCCAAAUUCAAUGAGAUCCUUGCAGAGAACAGAGUUCGCCCAACGUUGCUGUUGCCCCUCUGGAACGCUGCAGGUUUUUUACUUGGAGCGGGCACCGCUCUACUGGGUAAAGAAGGGGCCAUGGCCUGUACUGUGGCUGUGGAGGAGAGCAUCUCAGAGCACUACAACAGCCAGAUCAGAGCCCUCAUGGAGGAGGACCCAGACAGAUACGUAGAGCUGUUAAAAUUAAUAAAGGAAUUCCGAGAUGAUGAGAUGGAACAUCAUGAUACAGGACUGGAGCACGAUGCUGAAUCUCUACCUGGAUACAAGCUUUUGAAGAGUGCAAUACAACUUGGCUGCACAGCCGCAAUAUUUGUGUCUCAGCGCCUAUAAAGUAAUAAUUAAUUCAGUUUCUCAAAGAUGGUUUUGUAAAGAAUAUAAUGAUUUAAGUGAUGUAAAUGGAUAUGUAAAUUGUAUUAGUAAAGUGAACCUGGCUACUUUAUACAAUAUAAUAGUCAGUGUACUUUUCCAAAAAAGGACUCCCAUAAAAAAUAGUUGUGUUUUUUUGUCCAACUGUAACCCAGCCAAACCAUAUAGGUACCUGCUCAAUGCUGAAACCUCUCUGAGUUGGCAUCCUAGAAUAAGCAAGUUGUCAAAGAGAUAUUGGUGGGAAAGUUGGUGUAAUUCUACCCUCUGUCUGGUCUAGGUGAUGGGGAUAGUGUGUUAUCCUGCUAUGCUAAGGUAUUGUGGUCAUCACUGACAAGAGCUGGAACCUACCUUCCUUAUCAAGUUCAUUUUGUAACAUCAUCGAUACUAAGUAAUGUACUACAUACUGUAAUUACCUAUCUGUCAGGUUUAAUUGUUUGAAUGAUUAAUCACCUUUCCACUGCAACCCCCCCCCCCCCCCAUUGUCACGCCAUCACCAUACCUUUCAACAAACUAUCCUCUUUCACACAUUAUGUGUCAUAAAUCACAAUGAACAAUGGCUUGUCAGUCCAGAUGAAUGGUUAAGCCUCUUACACAGCUGUUCCAGUACAUUAGAUCAGGGUGAAAGAAGGAUUCUCAACUGACGGGUGCUGGCAGGGGGGUCUAGCUAAUCUAUGCCGUUCAGCGCUGCAGAUAAAAGUGUUCCGGUGGUUCGGUUUACUCCCCAGAGACCCCUGUAUUGACUAUAGGGAUUGAAGUGUACUUAUAGUAUGUUCUGUACUGACCUAAUGCCUGAGAUCUGCCCUAGCCACUUCCGAUGCAGGCUAUAGUACACAUCAGUUAGCACAGAGAGAUGUAUUGACCUUCAUUCCACGUGCAAUGUCUACGAUAGAAUGUAAAGUAGCAAAGAGAGAAUACAAAGUAGCUGCGUUGUUGUUGGUGUAACAUAGAGGCUUUAAAGGAACAGUGUGAUAUCAUGUUUUUGACAUGUAUUAUUCUUCGACAGUACCGAUCCUACUUUGGCUCUGUGCCUUGUAUGCGAGGGUGCCUCUGGCAUCCAAGCCACAGCCCACUGAACUGUUUUCUGCCCCUGCUGGGCCAUGAACGGACCGCCGAACUGUUUCCGCCCCCAACCAAGGCCCAUGAACAGCCCACUGAACUGAUUUCUGCCCCAAUGUCGAGAGGUGUGCUUUUGCCUUGACACGAGACGACUGUAGAUGUCUGAAAAAAUCUGACAAACUUUAAUUUGGAAGUGUAACGGCCCUUUAAACUUCACCUAGGCAUUAUGUGUAUGUCUGUGUCAGUGUGUGUUUCGCCACCUGUACCCCAGCUGUUUUCUGCCCCUACCGGCCCACUAAUUAGUCAUUUCUCACUGAGGCCAGGCUGCUGGUUCUCAGGCAGGGAGUUAUUUUCCCCAGCAUGAGUUCAGUGGAGUUUUUUUUAGAUGGGGUGGGUUUACGUAUCAGACCUGACCCUAAAGGUUAACAUGCUGUAACUGGGCUCCUUUUGUGCCCUCUGCCUUAAAAAUAGCUCCUCCCCCCUCAUGUAAAUCACCGAGCGGGCCGGCUGGCACACACCCCAAGAUGGACAAAACUACUCAAACGUAUUACGAGUCCUAUACCGGGAACACUUUGUUUAAACUUUACCCAUCCACCCGGCGUACUAUUAGCAGUCCGCGAUGACUUAUGACGACACAAACAGAGACACGCAUGUAUGUACAGUUGAAGUUGUAAGUUUACUACAUACACCUUAGCCAAAACCAUUUACACUCAGUUUUUCACAAUUAUUUAGUCCUAGUAAAAAAUGCCUGUCUUUGGUCAGUUAGAAUCACCACUUUAUUUUAAGUAUGUGAAAUGUCAGAAUAAUAGUAGAGAGAGAAUUAUUUAUUUCAGAUUUGAUUUCUUUCAUCACAUUCCUAGUGGGUCAGAAGAUUACAUACACUCAAUUAGUAUUUGGUAGUAUAGCAUUUAAAUUGUUUAACUUGGAUCAAAUGUUUCGAGUGGCCUUCCACAAGCUUCCCGCAAUAAGUUGGGUUGAUUUUGGCUCAUUCCUCCUGACAGAGUUGGUGUACCUGAGUCAGGUUUGUAGGCCUCCUUGCUCGCACAUGUUUUUCAGUCCUGCCCACAAAUUUUCUAUAGGUUUGAGGUCAGGGCUUUGUGAUGGUAACUCCAAUACCUUGACUUUGUUGUCCUUAAGCCAUUUUGCCAAAACUUUGGAAGUAUGCUUGGGGUCAUUGUCCAUUUGGAAGACUCAUUUGCGACCAAGCUUUAACUUCCUGACUGAUGUCUUGAGAUGUUGCUUGAAUAUAUCCACAUAAUUGUCCAUCAUGAUGCCAUCUUUUUUGUGAAGUGCACCAGUCCCUCCUGCAGCAAAGCAACCCCACAACAUGAUGCUGCCACCCCCAUGCUUGACGGCUGGGAUGGUGUUCUUUGGCUUGCAAGCCUCCCCCUUUUUCCUCCAAACAUAACGAUGGUCAUUAUGGCCAACAUUUCUAUUUUUGUUUAAUCAGACCAGAGAACAUUUCUCCAAGAAGUACGAUCUUUUGUCUCCGUGUGCAGUUGCAAUCUGUAGUCUGGCUUUUUUAUAGCGGUUUUGGAGUAGUGGCUUCUUCCUUGCUGAGCGGCUUUUCAGGUUAUGUCGAUUUGUUUAACUAUGGAUAUAGAUAGUUGUGUACCUGUUUCCUGCAGAAUCUUCACAAGGGCCUUUGCUGCUGUUCUGGGAUUGAUUUGCACUUUUCGACUCCAAAGUACGUUCAUCUCCAGGAGACAGAACGUGUCUCCUUCCUGAGCGGUAUGACGGCUGUGUGGUCCCAUGGUGUUUAUACUUGCGUACUAUUGUUUGUACAGAUGAACGUGGUACCUUCAGGCGCUUGGAAAUUGUUUCCAAGGAUGAACCAGACUACCAGUACACCUCCAAUUGACUAAAAUUAUGUCAAUUAGCCUAUCAGAGGCUACUAAAGCCAAGACAUCAUUUUCUGGUAUUUUCCAAGCUGUUUAAAGACACAGUCAACUUGGUGUAUGUAAACUUCUGACCCACUGGAAUUGUGAUAUAGUGAUUUAUAAGUUAAAUAAUCUGUGUGUAAACAAUUGUUGGUAAAAAUUAAUAGUGUCAUGAACAAAGUAGAUGCCCUAACCAACUUUCCAAAACUACAGUGCCUUGCGAAAGUAUUCGCCCCCUUGAACUUUGCGACCUUUUGCCACAUUUCAGGCUUCAAACAUAAAGAUAUAAAACUGUAUUUUUUUGUGAAGAAUCAACAACAAGUGGGACACAAUCAUGAAAUGGAAUGACAUUUAUUGGAUAUUUCAAACUUUUUUAACAAAUCAAAAACUGAAAAAUUGGGCGUGCAAAAUUAUUCAGCCCCCUUAAGUUAAUACUUUGUAGCGCCACCUUUUGCUGCGAUUACAGCUGUAAGGUCGCAAAGUUCAAGGGGGCCAAAUACUUUCGCAAGGCACUGUAUAGUUUGUUAACAAGAAAUGUGUGGAGUGGUUGAAACAUACAGUUGAAGUUAUGUAGGUGAAGUCUUUUUUUGGCAUGAUGGGAUACACAGACUGACAUGGAUUGGUUUGCUCUGUGACCUAGUCCAUACCCUCUCCCAUCUUCCUUGGUACUAUGUUCUCAUGUACCUUUUAAUACCUUGUGAUAUCACAGCAUAAAGAUACAAGUGUACCUAUCUGAACAGCCAAUGAGUCUCUUUCAGUAUUAAUAAACGCUGACUUAUAGGCUACCCAUCAUCAAUCAUAAAGUUCCUGCUUUAGCUCUUGUUGCAAAACAGUCUAUAAAUCUGAGGGUUGGACAAACAAAGCGUCUCUGCAAGCCGUGCAUUUGACCUGACUGCAGUUCAGUGUCAUAACUGACUUCAGUGGGCAAAUGCUCACCUUUGAUGGUCACUGGCACGCUGGAGAAGUGCUCUUCAUGGAUGAAUCCUGAUUUUAACUGUAGCAGGCAGAUGGCGGACAGUGUGUAUGGCUUCGUGUGGGGCCGAGCGGUUUGCUGAUGUCAGCGUUAUCGGUGCCACGUGGUGGUAGGGUUAUGGUAUGGGCAGGCGUAAGCUACAGACAACAAACACAAUGACAUUUUAUGAUGUUAACUUGAAUGCACAGAGAUAACGUGACGAGAUCCCGAGGCCCGUUGUUGUGCCAUUCAUCUGCCGCCAUCACCUCAUGUUUCAGCAUGAUAACACACGGCCCCAUGUCGCAGGGAUCUGUACACAAUUCCUGGAAGCUGAAAAUGUUCUUCCAUGGCCUGCAUACUCACCAGACAUGUCACCCAUUGAGCAUGUUUGGGAUACUCUGGAUCGGCGUGUACACAGCAUGUUCAAGUUCCCGCUAAUAUCCAGGAACACAGCCAUUGAAGAGGAGUGGGACAACAUUCCACAGGUCACAAUCAUCAGCAUGAUCGACUCUAUGUGAAGGAGAUGUGCCGCGCUCCAUGAGGCAAAUGGUGGUCACAUGAGGUACUUUUAAGGUAUUUGUGAUCAACAGAUGCGUAUCUGUAUUCCCAGUCAUGUAAAAUCCAUAGAUUACGGCCUAAUUUAUUUAUUUCAAUUGAUUGUCUUCCUUUAUAUGAAUUGUAACUGUAAAAUCUUUGAAAUUGUUGCCUGUCGCGGCUUAUAUUUUCGUUCAGUGUAUGACUUUGCAGCUUUGCACAUGGUUUCAUGUUUUUUUGUGCAACAAUUAGGAGUUGAAUAUCAUUGGAAUUGUGAUAAUAAACUCAGCAAAAAAAUAAACGUC